This is a messenger RNA of Pelobates cultripes (western spadefoot toad), 387 nucleotides long. The record is from the annotation of a GenBank genome assembly. Lineage: Eukaryota; Metazoa; Chordata; Amphibia; Anura; Pelobatidae.
AUGGCUGCCCCAGCUGCUGACUUGCAGAGGCUUCUGCAAGCUUACCUCGAGGCCCACGGUCGAGGGGCCCUGGAUGAAUUAAUGUUGGGGGUGAGGAGCGUGGCCCAGGAGGAAGGAGUGGCGUCCGGUCAGCCUGGGGCAUCUGGCGAACGGAGGGCCAGGAGAUCGAGGCCUCCGUCGCGCCUUUCCCCAAGCCCGGUCUCGCAGCGGGAGCGGAGACAUAGUGGCAGCUCGGCAGCGCACCUGGAGCGGCCAUCGGUCCCCGGGAGGCGAUGGACUCAGGCCGCUGAGGGUGUCCGGGCCGAAGAUGCGGCUGCGGCAAUGGCGGAGGUGAGGCCGGAAAAUCAUGCAGCCCGCGCUCUUCUCUUCCGGCCCAAACGGAUGUGA